AUGUCUGUGCCGCCCGGCACGCCAUCACAAAUGGACCUCGCUCCAUCGAGUCCCUCGGAGGUGCCGCCGAGCUCACCGGCCGGCGGCAAGUCCUUUGCGGCUUCUCGCGCCGACGGCGACGAAGACGAGACCAUGGGCACACCAACGCCUAGCAACAACAACAACAACAACAACAACAACAGCAACAGCAACAGCAAGGGAUCUGAAGCCCCGGAAAAUAAGCCGGCCAACUCCCGUAAGAGCAAAGGCGGCGGCGGCGGCGGCGGCGGCGGCGGGUCAAAGGACAAGAAUGCCACCCGGGAGCAGCAGAUCGGCAAGAUUCGCCACCUCAAGAAGGAGGAUGGCGAACCGCUGUGGAGAAGGGACAUUCAGUACGACUUCCUCAAGGCCAUCUUUGACGACGAGCAUGCCGUCUUCACCAACUCGUACGACCCGGAGGGUUUGGGCAAGCAGACGUUUGCCGACCUGUACAUCGACACCAUGGCCCGGAGCACAAAGACCAGCAAGGUGCUGCGCGACAAGCUGCUGAGUGAUCGCGAGGCGGCCAAAGGCAUGGCCAUGGUCUGUCUCUUGGUCAAUGUCGGCCGAAUGAAUACGACGCUCAACUACGGCGAAACCGCAGUCUUUCCCGAAAUGCGAGCCCAACUCCGCACUUACCACGCCAUUCCCUCUCUCCAAGCCCACCAAGAUGCGCACGCGUACAAGCAACUGCAGGACGCUCCCCGUCUAAAAUCCAUCCUCAAGGGCGGUGCCGAGGACAGGAGCGACCCCACGUCGCUCUCGGAUAUCAAGGACAUGGACGUGCCCCGCACUAACCCGGUCAACCUAAUCUUUGUCCUGUGCAACGAGGCCGCUAAGGUAGCGGAGCUGCACUUCCCUUCGAGGCGCGAGUUCCACGACCUGAUCAUGAAGACCAAGUACACGAGCCAGUCUCGCGCCCGCGCCUUCCUGUGGCUGAUGUGGUUCCACCUCGAGUCCGACUUCACCGAGGAAGGCUGCUGGGAGAACCCGUUCGGAGCAGGCGUCGACUACGGCCUCGGCGUGGCCAACCAGGGCAUCCCCCGGCUCGAAAAGGUGGACGAGACCUCGGCGCCGGAGAAUGUCGACACCCCCGAAGAGAUUGAGUUCGGCAAGGAGAAGCAGAAGACACGCGCGCGCAUCUUGGAGAUGGACUUGGCCUACCUCAACGAGAGGGAGAACCGGAGGGGUAAGAUCCGCGUGCCUAAUCUGGACGACGGCCCGGCCAUCCUACCCCGCAUCCGGCCAUCGAAGCACGAGUCCGACAUGGACAGCACCCGAUCCACACCCCCACCCAAGGGCGGCCGGGCAGGACACGGCGGCGCGUCGAGCCGCCGUGGUGCCCCCCUCAAGUACCAGCUCUAUGAGGGGUCGUCCCCCGCGCGCCCCGCCGCCGCCGAGGUGGGCAACAGCAGCGUCGUGACGCGCAAGCCCCGCCCGCCAACGGCGCACCAGCUGGCCGUGGAGCGCAACCGCCACGAGCGCGUGGAACACAUCCUCGACCGUGGACUCAGGAGGCAGCACCACAAGAGCCGCAAGCUGCGCCGGCAGGCGGGCGCCGUGUUCCGCGCGUACAAGCGCGUCCAGGCGCACGCCCAGGGCGACGACUCCGCCGUCCUCGAAGACAGCGACGACGGCGAGGAUGGUAAGAUGCGGCCCCGCAACCUCACCGCCUCGCUGUUCCGCGAAAGGGGCAUCGGAGGCCUGUGUCUGCUGUCGGAGGAGAAGGACGAUUUCGGCGAGGAAGUCAGCUCCUACGCCGCCGCCCUGAGACGGUCCACGCGUCGCCUUGAACGGUGGAACGGCCGAGAGGCGGAGCUGGGUGUCGUCCCCCCCAUCAAAAAGCCUAGGGUCGUUACUGCUGCUGCAGCCGCCGCCGCCGCCGCCGCAGCCGCCGCCGCCACUGCCGAUGCCGAUGCCGAUGCCGAUGCCGAUGCUGCCGACGACGAAGCCAACUACGACAAGACGAUGAACGGCGGCGACGUCGACGACAGCAUCAUGCCUACCUCUGGCUCCCGGACUAAAGUCAACGGCGAUGGGGACGUCACCAUGAUGGAGGACAUGGAUCUCGACUACGGCGAUCAGACCUAUGGCGAUCAGACGGCCAUGAUGGGUGACGACGAGCGGGGGGACGACGAUGGCGAUGACCCGGAUAGGACAGAGGUCAUGGGUGAUUCCGAUGUCGAUGCGAGUACCAUGUAG
Messenger RNA from Geosmithia morbida, 2220 nucleotides. Its product is annotated as Ino eighty subunit 1. The coding region runs from base 1 to 2220 and encodes 739 amino acids. Lineage: Eukaryota; Fungi; Ascomycota; Sordariomycetes; Hypocreales; Bionectriaceae. The record is from RefSeq and is a predicted model, not a curated record. Gene Ontology annotation, cellular component: Ino80 complex. The transcript is spliced from 2 exons.